GGGUGUCUGUCUGACCAUCAUGAAUGGAAGAGCAGUGAAGCCCCCUGUCACAGAGACCAGCACCCUAGAUUCCCUGAGGCCAGGACAAGUUGCCAGGGAGUGUCACUCUGUCCAGGCUGGCCGGCCCUUCUCUUUGCUGUUGGGUCAAUUCUGAGGGAGGCUCCAUGGUGGGCCUCCCUCCGUGUUUAGGCCUGGUGGGCGCUCACAGAUGGAGCAGGUGGGCCCUGCAAAUAGUUGGGCACCUUGUCCUCUGGCUUCUCACGCCUCCCUCUUCCCCAGGCAGGGCCACAGGGCAUCAGGAGGGACUCAGCCAAAGGUAGGGUGGGUGCUUCCUUCAGACCAGAGGGUAAAAGGGAUGCAUACGAGCCAGGGCAAAACUUUCUUCCCUGGGGAGGGCCUCACUCUGACUCUGUGGAGAGAGGCUUGAUUGGGUCUGUCUAGGAGCACUAGGGACAAGGGAGAAGGUGACAGGGUGGUCCCUGCUCGCCAGCCCCACACCCUCUAAUUGUGUGCAGUGGCUCCUCUCCCCUGGAUGUCUCCAAACAUCCAGCUGCCCCUCCUGCCCAGCUGCGGGCCGUGGGGUGGGGGCAGCCAUGCUGUGUUUGUCUGGCAGGUCUCCACCUGGUGAGUGGCUGGGGGGUAGGGACGCCCUCCCUCCUCUCCAGGCUGAGCUGAGGCAGGAGCAGCUUUCAGGUGUGGGGUGGGCUUUUUCCGGCCAGAGGUUCUGUCCCUCUCAGGCCAUUUCCCGAGGUUGCUGGCAGUGGGGAGCUGUGAGGGCAGGAAGGGAUCGGAGGGGCUGGAGGGCCUCUCCCUCUCUGUGCUCCUCGCAGGCCCUGUGACUGUACUGGGAAGGGGGUCCCCACCGCAGUGCCCACCUGGCCAGCCACAGACAGAAGGGCUGUCCUUACCUCAUGCCUGGCCCCACCUGUGCUGGCUUUUAGCUCUUGGCUCUGUGCUGGCCCAGCCCCUUCGCCUAUCUUGAUGCUCAGGGUCUGAGCAGAGUCGAGCCACCCCCAUGCUAGGCCUGCAGUUGGUGUCUCUCUGGAGCAGGGCCCCUUGGGGUGAACGAGGGCAUCGAAGGCCCUCCCGCACUGGGGUUUGGCUCCUGUCCACGAGGCCAACAGUGGAAAUCACAGUCUGUAAGAAGCUAUAGCCCAGCUCUGCGCAGAUCUAUUUUAGACCUCUGGGCCCCUGUUCCCCUCGAGGCUCUCCCUCCCAGCCUGUCCUGCUGGUGCUCUGAGGGAGAGCCUGGGGGGCUCCAAGGGAGAGUGAGUAGGGGCUGGGGAACCUGGGGUGACCCCCUUGGGCAGGGGCUGGGGGACCUGUCCAGAGGCUUGGAUUGAGGCCCACCCUCCUCCAUCCCUCCCAGAGGCCUGCCCAGGCAGCCACAGCUCCAGCCACAACAUCCUUUGGGGUUUGGCCUACAGAGCUGGGGCGGAUAACCCCCAAAUAGCCCUGGCAGAUCCCCCUGUGCCUGCCCACACCCUUGCCUCCAGGGCACAGCCCAGAGGGUAUAAACAGUGCUGGAGCCAGGAGAGGCAGACCAGCUGAGUCCUGAGCAGCAGCCCCAGCGCAGCCACCAACAGACACACCAUGAGGCCCCUCAUGCUGCUUGCCCUACUGGCCCUGGCCACACUUUGCCUUGCUGGCCAGGCAGAUGCAAAGCCUAGUGGUGCGGAUUCUGGCAAAGGUGCAGCCUUCGUGUCCAAGCAGGAGGGCACCGAGGUGGUGAAGAGACUCAGGCGCUACCUGGAUCAUGGGCUGGGAGCCCCAGCCCCCUACCCAGAUCCUCUGGAGCCCAGGAGGGAGGUGUGUGAGCUCAACCCCGACUGCGACGAGCUGGCUGAUCACAUCGGCUUCCAGGAGGCCUAUCGGCGCUUCUAUGGCAUAGCCUAGACCUCGCAGCCCUGCUGGCCUGGCUGGCAGCACGCCCAGCUCGGCUCCUCUGCAGGAUACCCCCGCUCUCCUACCCUGACUUCCCUGCCCGGCAAGUGUAAGAUCCCCAUCAUCCCAGCUGCUCCAAAAUAAACUCCAGAAGAGGAA
Molecule: messenger RNA, 2043 nt
Organism: Phacochoerus africanus (Common warthog)
Lineage: Eukaryota; Metazoa; Chordata; Mammalia; Artiodactyla; Suidae
Gene: BGLAP
Product: bone gamma-carboxyglutamate protein
Exons: 4
Coding region: 1594-1896 (100 amino acids)
Biological process (GO): regulation of bone mineralization; bone development; osteoblast differentiation
Cellular component (GO): extracellular region
Molecular function (GO): structural constituent of bone; hydroxyapatite binding; calcium ion binding
Source: RefSeq, a predicted model, not a curated record